Messenger RNA from Cannabis sativa, 974 nucleotides. Its product is annotated as pectinesterase inhibitor-like. Gene Ontology annotation, molecular function: enzyme inhibitor activity. Bases 215 to 727 code for a protein of 170 amino acids. NCBI's taxonomy places the organism in Eukaryota, Viridiplantae, Streptophyta, Magnoliopsida, Rosales, Cannabaceae. Gene Ontology annotation, biological process: negative regulation of catalytic activity. The transcript has a single exon. The record is from RefSeq and is a predicted model, not a curated record.
ACAUGUACGUGUAACUGUUGGUCCUGCGUAUAUAUUGCUUUUAGUUCACUAUUUAAAGAAAAUAAAAAAGAAAAAAAACCGUACGUACAUAUCAUGUACAACCUAAAGAGCUCUUUAUAAGCACCAAAAUUGAAACCUUAAUUCAUAUUCUAUCAAAAAAGAAAAAAAGAAAAAUAACAAAGAUAUAUCUGUUGUCUCUAUAUACAAAAAAAUAAUGAACCCCAUCUCAGUUUUCUGCUUUCUGACUCUUCUCUCCAUUGGUUUGAACAAAAUUCCUCAAGUUUAUGGAGAUUUGAUCUCUGACACGUGUGGCAAAGCUUUGUACAAAGAUGUUUGUGAGAAGACACUCCGGGCGGAUCCUAAUAGUCGCGGGGCCAAGGUGGAUGGCUUAGCCAAAAUUGCCUUGAAAGCAGCGUCUUCAAGUGCCAAAACCACCCAAGGCCAAAUCACAAGUCUACUUAAAACGGCCAAGGAUAAGGCUGUUAUAGCUGCCUUGAAAGAUUGCAAUGAGAAUUAUGAUGGUGCCAAUUCUCAGCUUAAUGAUUCACUGAAGGCCAUGGUUAACAAACGCUACGCUGAUGUUAACAUUUGGGUCACGGCUGCCAUGACCGAUGGAGACUCGUGUGAGGAUGGCUUUAAGAAAGGUACUUCACCUUUGACCCAAGCCAAUACAAACUUUGGUCAACUUUGCAGUAAUGUCUUGGCCAUAACAAACCAAAUUAAAUAAAUCAAUUUUUUUUAUCAAGGCCAUUGUUUUAUAUUUUAUUAUUAAAAUAAGAAUAACGAUAUUGUAAAAAGCAUGAAGUGUAAAAUAUGGAGUUGUUAUUAUAUCUUAAUAAUAAUUUCAUUUUUAUUUGACAAAAAAAGAUUUCAUUUAUAUAUACAUAUUUAUAUUGGUUAGUCUUCUUAGCAAAAAUUUCUUCUUAUCAAAUUUUUUUAUUUGUUGUUUAUUAUUGACAGUAAGACAAAAUUGA